CUGACGCCUACGCGAGCGUCACUGGCGCGUGCUAUAGACGUAGUGCGGGUGGCCGAUUGGAAGAGGCUUUCUUUGUGCAGUUUGUUCCUUCGAGUAAUAACGUGAGCUCUGAUAAAUGGACCGGGCGUCGAAGCGGAGGCAGGUGAAGCCGCUGGCGGCCUCCCUGCUGGAUGCCCUGGACUACGACAGCUCGGACGACAGCGACUUCGAAGUGGGAGACGCCUCAGGCUCAGAAGGCAGUGGCAAUGGGAGCGAUGAGGACGGGUCCAAAGAGAGUGCAGCUGGUUCUGACAGUGACUCGGACGCCAUUGUCUCUGGGGAGGAGGAGGCCAUGGAGGAGGAUGAAGCGAAGGACUUGACAGAGAAUGGGAGCACAGUGGAGGAGCAGGAGCAGGACAAGGAGCAGCAGGAGCAGUUGGACGGUGGAACCAAAGAGGACGAGAUAUCCAAGGUCAAGAAGCGGAGUGACAAGGCCUCCGAUGGGGAGGCUAGUGGAAGUGGGGAGGCACCCGGGGGCAGCAUGGGAGCAACAGAGGGAGGCGGGAGCGCGGAGGAGCACCCUGCCGAACCCAAGAAAUGGAACCUGCGGCGCAAUCGGCCCAUGCUGGACUUCACCACCAUGGAGGAGCUGAACGAGAUGGACGACUAUGACAGCGAGGACGACAACGACUGGAGGCCGAAGGCGGGGAAGAAGCGCAGCAAGUCAGCAGCCCAGAAGGCAGGCAGCGAGGAGGAGGACGACGACGGCAGCGAGGAGGAGGACGACGAUGACUUUGAUGAGGAGAUCGACGGUGAAGACCACGGCAGCAGCGGGAGCGACAAGGAGGAGAAGAAGUCCAAGCGUAAGGCGGCCAAGUCCACCGCCUCCUACGACGAGGAGCUGACCAAUGACAGCCUGAGCCUGUCCCAGGGCAAGAAUAACGAGGAUUCCCUGCUAGACAGAACGCAAACCUGGAGCUCCCAAAGGAUGGAGCACAUCCUGAUCUGCUGCGUCUGCUUGGGGGACAACAGCGAGGAUGCCGACGAGAUCAUCCAGUGCGACAACUGCGGGGUGACUGUGCACGAAGGUUGCUACGGCGUGGAUGGGGAGAGUGACUCCAUCAUGAGCUCCGCCUCCGAGAACUCCACGGAACCGUGGUUCUGCGACGCCUGCAAGAACGGGGUCACACCCAGCUGCGAGCUCUGCCCCAAUCAGGAUGGGAUCUUCAAGGAGACGGAUGCAGGCAGGUGGGUCCAUGUGGUCUGCGCUCUGUAUGUCCCCGGUGUGGCAUUUGGUGACAUCGACAAGCUGCGCCCGGUGACCCUCACUGAGAUGAACUAUUCGAAGUACGGAGCCAAGGAAUGCAGCUUCUGCGAGGAUGCCCGCUUCGCCCGCACGGGCGUCUGCAUCAGCUGUGACGCUGGCAUGUGCCGUUCCUACUUCCACGUGACUUGUGCGCAGCGCGAGGGCCUGUUGUCCGAAGCCGCUGCAGAGGAGGACAUAGCGGACCCAUUUUUCGCCUACUGCAAGCAGCACGCCGACCGCUUCGACAGGAAGUGGAAGAGGAAGAACUACCUGGCACUGCAGUCGUACUGCAAAAUGUCCCUGCAGGAGCGGGAGAAGCAGCUGACGCCCGAGGCCCAGGCCCGCAUCAGCACCCGUCUGCAGCAAUACCGGGCCAAGGCGGAGCUGUCCCGGAACACACGGCCACAAGCAUGGGUCCCCCGCGAAAAGUUACCCCGGCCCCUGACCUCCAGCGCCUCGGCCAUCCGCAAGCUGAUGCGCAAAGCUGAGCUCAUGGGCAUCAGCACGGACAUCUUCCCCGUGGACACCUCGGACACGAGCGCCAGCGUGGAUGGCCGCCGCAAGCACAAGCAGCCGGCCCUCACCGCCGACUUUGUCAACUACUACCUGGAGCGGAACAUGCGGAUGAUCCAGAUCCAGGACAACAUCGCCGAGCAGAAGAACCUGAAGGACAAGCUGGAGGGCGAACAGGACAAGCUGCACGUGGAAUACAACAAGCUCUGUGAGACGUUGGAGGAGCUGCAGAAUAUCAACGGCGUGCUGAGGAGUGAGGGCCAGGCCGUGUGGGGCCUGCUGGGUGGGAUCCUGGGCCAGAAGCUGAAUGCUCCGGCCAUCCUGAAGGCCCCCAAGGAGAGGAAGCCAAGCAAGAAGGGGGGGGCUGCUCCUGGAAAAUCAUGCAACCUCCCUGCCAUCCUGUACAGUUGUGGCAUCUGUAAGAAGAACCAGGAUCAACACCUGCUUUUGCUGUGUGACACCUGCAAACUGUACUAUCACCUGGGCUGUCUGGACCCCCCCCUCACCCGCAUGCCCAAGAAGACCAAGAACAGCUACUGGCAAUGCUCGGAGUGCGACCAGGCGAGCAGCGAUGAGGCCGACAUCGCCAUGGAGACGCUGCCCGACGGCACCAAGAGGUCCAGGCGACAGAUCAAGGGCCCCAUCAAGUUCAUCCCACAGGACGUGUCCCCUGAGCCCAAAAAGAUCCAAGUGAGAAACACGAGAACCAGAGGCCAGAAGCGAAAGCGUGUUUCCCUGUGCGAGGAAGAGAAGAUCGAGGAACCGGUUCCACGGGAGCGACGACAACGGCAGCCGGCCUUGCAGAAGAAGCCCAAGGCAGAUGACACCAGGACCGAGUGCGUCAGCUGCAAAGGACCCGGCGACAACGAGAACCUGGUGAGGUUUUGAGAGCUGGGCCACCCACCUCCCCUAAAAAGCCCACCUGCUCUGGACUGAUGACCAUUGGCUUAGAGAGGCAAAUUUGAAUCGUUUGAAGAAUCUCGGUAGGUGGGGCGGGAGUCCCAGAUCACAAUCAUCAGCCCUGACCAUCUGCUGACCCAAACCAGACCCCGCCAUGGACUCUGUCAUGGCUCACAAACAGUCCUAUGAAAAUCGUGAGACAAGGGGAACGGGGAACGAAAAAGAGAGAAAAACGCACAGAUAACGAUCAGCUAACGUGAGGUGGCAGGUUUAUGGAGCCGUGGCCAGUUGGUAGUUCUCUGCGAUCAUCUCCAAGAAAGGAGGGGAUUCUUUUUUCGGGCACAUUGGCAAGGACUUUUUUUUCUGUUCGUCACUGAGGACUAGUUUGCCAUCAGCGUUUUGGUGGCACGGAGUUGGGACUAGUUUCUGAAUGGAUGGCGGCUUCCUCUGCCAACUGACUCUGCGCCUUUUCUCCCGGACGUCUGUGCCUCUCCCGAAUUUCCUGAGGCCAAAUGACUGAUUCCUCUCCUCUGCCCACAUCCAUCUCCACCCACAGGAAUCGCGUUCGUUCCACACGACCGACCCACGUUAGAUAGGAUGGGAGGGAGGGGGCGACUUUCUCGGCAUUACGGUUGUCUGAGGGCCAGACUCGUAGAAGUCCAUCGGGGCUCGUGGACCUUCUCGCUCGUGACGGUCUGCCACCGCUUUCUGGAGUCCCACAAACUGCUUGUCAGAGGAUCCGAUCGAUGUUAUUGACUGGAGUGAUGCAUUCAAAGUAAUAUGCAGGUUUUUUUGUUUUUUUUUUCGUUUGAAUGCCAGUCACACUUGAUCAUCGGCCGCAUGUCCGCCGCAUGCACACCUCUGCAUUUUGAAGCUUCGGUGGACUGUGACCAAACCCCACCCCCCCCCCCCACCAACAUUCUUGGCAUGUAUAGGAACGAUAAUGAGUGAUAAUCAUAGAGACGUCUUCUAGCGGCACUUCUCUUCUUUCGUCUUUGUGUUCUUAUUGCACGCAGACGCCGGUUUCACACGGCCGGGGAAGCUGGGAGCCUCGCUGCGAUUUUGACAAGUGUUUGAAUGGCUUCACACGCCCUCCCCCUGUCACCCCCUCCCCACCCGCACUUUUUCCCGUUCAUGCCCUCUCCAUGGUGGCCCUCAGUUUGUGCUGUCUGCUGAGUUUUUGCCUCACGGCCUGUCAGAGCACAUGACAUGCGUCAUCUGCUGUCCUCGGGUGUCCGGGCCUUUUCGCUUUCAUGGCGCUGGGAUUAGGACCACCUCCCUGAAUAGGCUCCCGAAAUUGCUUACAUGAAGUAAAAAUCUAUCAUGUCGAGGGUCUGGAUUUAUUCAUACAUAUAUUUUUUUUUUUUUCUUAGCAUUCCGGUUUGCAAUAAGACCCCCACCCUUGCCAAGAAUACUUGAUGGUUUUAAUGUACUUUGAUGUCCUGACAGCAAGAUAUACUUAUGUGUACAUGGUCGCUUUUAUAUGUAUGACUUCUGACUAAUCUAAUGAUGUGAACGUGGUGUUUCAGCCAAUCGGGGUAUGUUUAGAUACGCAGUAGCCCUUUUAAGCAGUACUUUAAGGUGUAUGCGGGGGAGGGGGGAUAUCCGUAUUUGUUUCUCUGCCUACUUUAUUUCACUAUUGACCUUUGCAUUGCCCGGGGGCUAAAAGAUCAAGAUAAUCAAUCUUUGCAUUAGACUAUGCAGCAUUUAGAAUGUGGUUAUUUAUUCGGUGUUCUUAUUUAUUAAUUAAUUAACCUGUGUUGUUCCUACUCGGUAUGGUAAAGCGCUCGUACUUUAACUUUUUUUUUUUUGCUGAUUUCAUGAAUGUCGUGUCUGAUGGGGAUUUUCUCCCCCUAUUCCCGCUGGCGAACGUGAAGUGGUAGUUGUCGCUUUGUAUCGCGCGCGGUUUAAUAAACUCUUGACUCUUUCA
Molecule: messenger RNA, 4628 nt
Organism: Brienomyrus brachyistius
Lineage: Eukaryota; Metazoa; Chordata; Actinopteri; Osteoglossiformes; Mormyridae
Gene: phf14
Product: PHD finger protein 14
Exons: 17
Coding region: 116-2686 (856 amino acids)
Biological process (GO): regulation of transcription by RNA polymerase II
Source: RefSeq, a predicted model, not a curated record